AUGCCACUAUACUCAAACUACGAGAACGGCAAAUACCACGACGGAGUUUGGAGGUGUGGCUGUGACCAGAGGGCCAUCCCGUUUGAAUCGAGCCAGCCGAACAGCAAGGGCGAGAAAUUCUUGAGAUGUUCACAGCCUCGUGGGCAGCAAUGCAGGUUCUUCCUUACUGAAGUGGACGACACCGAGAGGAUCAGGCGGGCAAAGACAUUGAACGUGAUACUCACCCCUGAGACGCUCACCAGCCCGCGGUCAACCGACCCGCGGUCAAACAGCUCGCAGUCAACCAGCUCACAAUCCUCCACCAUCCCCGCGACUCUCCCAACGCCCGACACGGGAAAAACAACCCUCAAGCGGCGCCUCUUCACAAGCAGUGGCAGCAGCACCAGCGGCGACGACAGCAACGGCUCUUCGUCCCGAAAACGCCGCCGCCUCCUCUCCCUCCACGACGACUCCGAACACAGCCCCUCGCCGUCAUCACGCCAGGUCAGGCAGCGAACUGAUCACCACGACAAAAACGACUUGCCAACGCUCGUCUUUGAGCUGCUGCAGAGCGACGGGCUCGCGCUCAGGAGCUCGACCAAGUCUGCGAUCCGGCACGUCAUCCUCGAGCGGGAAGCGGCGAGCAAGGCGAGACUACACGCAAAGGAGAGCCUGGAGAUGGCGCUGGAGAAGAUUGACGAGCUGGAGGGGCACGACGACUCGGCGUCUUCUGAUGACGCAUAG
Molecule: messenger RNA, 723 nt
Organism: Purpureocillium lilacinum
Lineage: Eukaryota; Fungi; Ascomycota; Sordariomycetes; Hypocreales; Ophiocordycipitaceae
Source: RefSeq, a predicted model, not a curated record